CUGAGUGAAGAGAGAGCAGAGCGUUGAUACAGGGACUUCCCUGCGCCUCCAUCAUCUGUAGGGAGGGAAAAUCACUCACACACAUAGGCUGCCUCCCACAUACACACACACACACACACAGACACACAUACACACUUUGCUGAGAGCUAGCAAGGGGCUUUAAACAGCUUCACACGAAACAAAGACAAAGGGACUGUAACCUGCUACAAUGGAGGAAAACAUGGAUGAAUCGCAAAGCCAGAAAGGCUGUAAGGAGUGCUGUGAGCGAUGCGUGGGCAGUCUGCCCUGGGCUUCUCUCAUCGCUACCAUUCUCCUCUACAUGGGUGUGGCUUUGUUCUGUGGGUGUGGCCAUGAGGCUUUGAGCGGAACUGUCAGCAUCCUCCAGAACUACUUCGAGGUCAUCAGAGCCCCAGGAGAAACACUGGAUGUGUUUACCAUUAUUGACAUCCUGAAGUAUAUCAUCUAUGGCCUUGCAGCUGGAUUCUUUGUGUUUGGAGUCCUGUUGCUGGUGGAGGGUUUUUUUACCACUGGAGCUAUCAGGGAUCUCUAUGGAGAGUUCAAGAUCACUGCCUGCGGACGCUGCCUGACUGCAUUCCUCAUGUUCCUGGCCUACCUGUUCUUCCUGGUGUGGCUGGGAGUGACAGCGUUCACCAGCCUGCCGGUCUUCAUGUACUUUAACGUUUGGUCCAUGUGUCAGAACACCAGCCUGGUGGAGGGAGCCAACCUCUGCCUGGACCUGCGUCAGUUCGGAGCAGUGACCAUCUCUGAGGAGAGGAAGGUGUGUGCAGGAUCUGAGAAGUUUUUCAAGAUGUGUGAAUCCAAUGAGCUGGACUUGACCUUCCAUCUGUUUGUGUGCGCACUGGCAGGAGCAGGAGCCGCUGUCAUUGCCAUGGUCCACUUCCUGAUGGCUCUAGCUGCUAACUGGGGCUACCUGAAGGACGCCAGCCGGAUGCAGAAGUACGAGGACAUCAAGUCAAAGGAGGAACAGGAGCUGCAUGACAUCCACUCUACACGCUCCAAAGAACGCCUUAAUGCCUACACAUAAACACACAAACACACACACAUACACACACACACACACACACACACACACACACACACCUGUCAGAGACACACAACAAUAAUGUGUGCACACACACCCUCUCACACAAAGACAAAGAGGGAAUGAUAUGAGCCUAAAUUAAGGGGAAAUAUACUUAUACAUAAGUGGGAAAACAAAGUUCGGCCAGACACGAGUAGGCAGAAAUUAGCUGGGAAAAAAAGAUGAUAAACAAACACUAUCAUCAUCCCCAUGUCAGCAGUAGAUCAUUGGCUCAGGCACUUUUUACAAAGACUUUCAUCAAGUGAGUUUUUUCCCACACAUAUUUUUAACCCUGACUUCAGCCUUAAAGUGACAGGAAGCUUUUAUUGAUCCCAAAAAUAACAAGCAAAGAGCACAUCACCAAGUGCUGGAAAGUGCGCACAAAUAAAACUCAUUGAUUUAGGAUAUUUCCCCCCAAAAAUCUGUCUGUAUCAGCUUUAAGAUUUCUAAAUGUUAAGGCUUAAAUUUAGGAGGGCGGACUUGGGCUCCUGAGAAUUCCAUCCCCUUUAUCCUCAGCACCCAGAACUACAGUUGGUUAUUGGCUAAUGAGUGAAUGUGCAACCUAAAAAUCAGAAGUAAGCAAAAAUAACCAUGUAAACAUUGUUGCAAAAUAUGUGUUUAUAUUGCAGUACAUGUAUAAAUCAGCUUGAGAAGAACAAAAGUCGAUAUUACUGAAAGAAAAAAAGAAAAAAUGAGGAGGAGGAGAACCCAAAGAAAUGUUACACUUUGAAUGUGGUCCCUGAUGCAUCUGAUAAAAUUAGUCUGUUUGGGCCAGCAGUUUUUGUUUCCCUCUUUGCUUGUGUCAGUGCUUUCAGCUCAGCACGCAAAGCUGUUAACAUUACACACAAAGGCCAAUCUAUUUUAUAAUCUCAACUGCAAUCUACAGCAGACAUGUGGAUGAGUCUGAUGUCUGUGAGCUCAUCAUUUGAUAUGGGGGCUGCUCCCCCCAGCAGUCUCAAUACCUGCAGUACACACAGUACACAUGAUUCAUCCGCACAUUCUCCCUCUCUCUCUCACACACACACAUACAAACACACACACACACACAGACACGCACACACACUCAUAGAUGUGGCUGAAUGGUCGGUGUUGUGCAGGUAGUGUUGUAUGGUGGUGUCAUGCUGUGUCGUGUCGUUUCACCACUUUAUAAUGACUAGGUAUUGCAGAGAAAGAUGCAGGUCCCAGAGGUAACUUGUACACCCGGGUACAGAUGGGUAGCUUUGCUAACUUUUCCUUUCCCUCCCUCUCCCCACCCCCUCCAUUUUUAUCCGACCUUACCUCUCCUCUUUCUCCCGUUUAUCACGUCUUCAUCUUGUGCCCACUUUCAUUAGUUGUUCCACAUACACUGUGUAGACAGCAUGUCACACACGUAGUUGAUUAAUUAAAAGAAAUGUGUUUAAGCAGACUUUAUUGUCAAUUAUAAUAGUAAUUAAACUAUUUAUUGACUAAUAAAGUACAGAUAAAUUGAUGUCAUUAAUAAAUCCAAAUUCUCUUCAAGUUGCUUUAGGCUUCUGUGAUCAAAGUAAAAGUUCCAGGAUUUCAAAGAGGCCAUUUAGUAUGGAAAUGGGGCUUUGUGUCCUCCCCCACCAUCCCCUAUUUGUAAAAACGUGUUAAUGUCUUUAGAAAACAGCACAUCUUUACAGCACAAAGUCUUUUAAAUGUGCCCUCUUCUCAUCAGUCUGUUGAAUGUCUUUUUUUUUCUCACUUUUUGGGUUUUGCUACAUUAUUGUGUGAUUUGAGCAUUGGGGGAGGUAUUUAAAUCUGUCACGUUUUUUGGGGAUUGGGUUUAUAUCACUUCAUCACAUUUCCAUGUGAUGAUUCUGUAUGUCAGUGGUUCUGCACAAACAAAUACACACAAACACACGUGUAUACACCAGUCAUCAUGCAAGCUUCAACGUUUUUUGGUGUUUUAUUUCAUGUUCUUUCUAUCACUAAGCCCUAAUGUGACCAAAUUGUUUUUGUCAGUUGACAUUUUCAAACAUCAAUAAUAACUAACACUGGUGGACUGGGUUACUGUGAAUUAGGUGAUGUCUUGGUUAUGGCUAAUGGACUUUGAUAUUUUCAGGAGUAGCUGUUUCUACUAUCAUGUGAAGGGUUCAGCUACAGGUGUUUGGAGUGGAUGGGUGUGAUGGUUAUACACGUAAUACUGUAUACUGUAUUACUUCUGGAUCAGCAAACCUACGUUUGGUCUAGCUAUUUUCACUAAUCUGCACAGAUUGGUAGAAUGGAUCUUAAAACAGAGUUUAUUGUAACUGAGCUUUUGAUUUUUGAAUCCAGUUCUCAACUUAAUAAGUUCGUAAAGUUGAAUCAUUAAGUUUUCAAGUUUUUUUUAGGGACCAAUUAGACUUGUUGUAUAACCUUUAUUUAUGAUACCAAAAAUGUAUUUUUUUGUCUGCAAGGAAAGUGAGAAAAUUGCUAAUUGAACUUCCAGGGAUGUUACAUUUGUAUUCUAUGUUUAGUUGUGUUGAACCAGCCAUCAGAACAACUGUAUGUGAUGUCCUGGUUGUAGCUGUAAAGGAAAGAGGUGAAUCUCUAUCUGCCAGUAGAGACGACUGAGAGAAGAUUCAUUUUGUCUGCAGAAUGAUUCCUUGGUGGAUGAUGAAGAUGGUGAUGAUGGUGGUAGUGGUGAUGAUUAGUUUAAUUUGAUGAAACUACCAGCACACACACACACACACACACACACACACACACACACACAAAAAUAUACACACUCCACCACCACAACAUCAGUCUGAGCCAUAAUUCUUUGCUCUUACUUUUCACCAAUAUCAUUUCACUAUUGUAUUAUCAACUUUUAAUCAAUUAAACUUUUAAAAUGUGAAACCAUUUAAUUGCGGAGGGAAAAGAAAUGUGUUCAUUUUCUUUUUGUGUGCAGUAUUUAGCACUGUACCUACAUUAGCUCUGUAUAAAGAUAUACAUAUAUGUGAUACAGUUGAAGUGAGUGGCCAGGAGAAUGAUCUCCUUCUGGUCACAGAGUCUGGAGGAGGUGGUUCAGUCUCAAUGUCCUGAGCUUCUACUUCUUAUGAAAGCUGCAUUUACACGAAUGUGAAUGAUGUGAGCUUUCUCUGCAACACAGCAUGUGCGAGUAACUAUUUCCACGGAAGAAAGAUUGUAUUAACGGAAGUAAAACAUUAAAAUAUCUAACGCUAAUAGUGUGUAUUGACAAAAAUGUAAAUGUUAAUAUACGAGUAAAAUGAACCAUAACAAAACAUCAGUAUAGUCCUUAAAGAGGCAGAAAUGUGUGCUUAUUUCGUAGUACUGACCAAUUGCAUAAUGAGCAGUAUCAUAUAAAGCAUAUGAUGAAAUAUGAUGGUUGUCUGUUCAAUACUGAAAAACCUGUAAGUUUUCUGAGAGACAGCCAGUCAAAAAAACAUGCAGUAGCUAUUUAUUCCAGGAUUAUAACUGGUGCAAAGGAGUUCAAACAUGUCAUUGUGUUGUGUAAAUGCAGCUGAAUUUGACACAAAAAAUAAAAGUAAAAGGUGUGUACCAUCAAUAGGGAGACUCCUCCAGACUCGCGGCCUGUUCAGGGGGGUCUUGGCUGCGUACAGUCAGUAUUUUUAAGGGUCUAGUUUUACAGUCACAGUUUUUGUGUCAUUUCAUUGCCUGACAAUUGAUGUCAUGUCAGUGUUUUUAACCUAAGAUAAAAGAAAAGAAAUGUUUUUUGUUUACUGAUCAUUGUGAGCUCUCUCUUAUUCUUGGUGUGUAAGUGCAUUGAGAUCCCCACUGUGGGACCUGUGUAUAGUCUUGCAGCAUUGGUUAUAACCUGAAGAAAUAACAAUGAUGAAAAUGAAUGAAUUCAUAAUAAUGAAGAUAAUCUUAUACUAGGUUAAAGGUUACAUAAGUGAAUCUAGUUGUUGUUUGUGGCAUGGUUAUGCAUUCAAUGGUCAUAAUUUUAAUGAUUAAAAUAAAACAAAACAAAAAAUAAUCAUUCUUUCCCACUCGCACUGUUCUGCAGAUUUUGUUUUGUUACCCACUUUUCCGUGUGCAGUGUGCUUCCUCUUGCAAAUGGUGUUACAAAGCUAGCUUGCUUGCUCAGUUGUUUUCCACCAGAGCAAUAUAUUGUAGCACUGACAAAAUUAAGACGUAAACGAAAUUCUCUGAUAUGAUCAUGAUGUUCUUUAUUGUUUAUAUUAAUAAAGCAGAUUUGCAGAUGUGGUGUAAUGUAUUGCUCUGGCCACCCAUAAUGCUGCACCCAACUCUGCUCACAUCGUCAUCCUCUCUCUGGGCAUUUAGGCUACGGUCACACCACAACUGAUUCAUGUCCACUUCAGAUUUUUGUGACCCUAUUUGACUCAUGUCUGAUUUCCUGUGCUGACGUAUGUGUAAAAAAGAGUCAAUGAUGCUUAAGUAACAGCUUUGUGUGACAAGAAACAAAUGCAGUCAGCACUUCUCACACAGCCAGAACACCAUAUAUAAUUUACCCUAAUGAGGCAAAAAAAUAAUCAUUCAAGAUACCUCCAAAGCAAUCUCACUGCCUCACAAUCAAAUCUGAAAGCAAAAAAAUGAGGUGUGAGUUUAGGCUGCAAUGACCGCUACCAUCUGCAAGGAAACUUAUGCUUGCAGAGAUAAGAAACUGGCAAAAAAUAGAAUAUAUUUACUUUGAGCAAAAAGUCUUGUAAGUUUGAGCAGAACACAGUCAUCUUUAGCAGGUGGUGUCAAUGUGGCCUAAAUGAUUCAAAAUCACCAACAGCAAAGAGAAAAUACUGCUGCUUUUUGGAUCCAGGAAGAGAAUAUGAGCUGCUUCCUCCCCAUUUGUUUAAGUCUCCUCAUUUACUAUGUUGCUCACGUUUCUUUGUAAAGAUGAAUAUGUGUCGACACAUAUAAUCACAAGUCCUUCUUGUCUACCCACUGACACCAGCUGAGCAUGGACCCACUUUACCAUUCCACAUGUAUUUGUGGAAGGAUUCAGAAAAAUGGCCAUGUCAGUGAAAUAAAGCCUGAACGUCACAAAAUAUGAUUUCUAACUUUGUGUGUUUGCAGCUUCAAAAGCUCAGCUAUGUAUUACAGGAGGGAAAGUCAGAUUGUCUGUGCCUGAACUACUGUAAUUCAGCUCUUGCCCAUCGUGAACUGAACCACAGGUCUAAAAGAUGAUCAUCGUGUUUUCCAGGUCCAGAUGCAUGUCAGGUUGGACAUUUGGGAUGUACGGGUAGAGUUUUCUGUCUCUCCAUAAUUCUAGGCUUUUUUUUACUUCACUCUGGUUGCUUAGUGGCAGGCUUCAUGUUAUCCACUCCUCCUUUUUGUACAUAUCUGUGCAGACAGUGGCUUUUUUAUUUGUAAAAACAUAAACUUGCUUGCAUAUAUAAAUAAAACAAAAUAAUACACUUGUGUACUUGUUAAUAAGGGAA
Messenger RNA from Scophthalmus maximus (turbot), 6426 nucleotides. It is a transcript of the gene gpm6ab, whose product is annotated as glycoprotein M6Ab. The transcript is spliced from 7 exons. Gene Ontology annotation, cellular component: axonal growth cone; filopodium; neuronal cell body. The record is from RefSeq and is a predicted model, not a curated record. The coding region runs from base 209 to 1045 and encodes 278 amino acids. Lineage: Eukaryota; Metazoa; Chordata; Actinopteri; Pleuronectiformes; Scophthalmidae. Gene Ontology annotation, biological process: neuron projection development.